This is a messenger RNA of Salvia splendens (bonfire salvia), 951 nucleotides long. Its product is annotated as squamosa promoter-binding protein 1-like. Gene Ontology annotation, cellular component: nucleus. Gene Ontology annotation, molecular function: DNA binding. The record is from RefSeq and is a predicted model, not a curated record. The transcript is spliced from 2 exons. The coding region runs from base 300 to 746 and encodes 148 amino acids. NCBI's taxonomy places the organism in Eukaryota, Viridiplantae, Streptophyta, Magnoliopsida, Lamiales, Lamiaceae.
UGUAAUCCCACGUCCAUUUCUUUGAUGUGAUCUUUGUACUCACUCACUAUGUAGCUUCCCCACAUACACAAGAAUAGAGAUAGAUACCUUGUUCUUGACAUUCCACUUCACACACACACACACACACACAUAACUAGAGAAAUUUAUUUUUUUUUAAAAGAAAAAAAUUGUGGUCCUCAAGCAUCUCCACCUUUCCUCUCAAAAUUCCCACAACCCCACCACCCAAUAUCUCCUCAUUUGAUCAAUACUACUACUACUACUACUAUAUAUAUAUAUAUGUAUAUUUAUUAAACAUUAACAUGAUGAAUGAGAGCAAGCCCAAAGAGGGGGAGAUGAUGAAGAGAGACAGUGGCGACUCCGACGAUGAUGAGGUGGUGCCCGACGAGGAGAAGCGGAAGAGGGUCGCCGGCGCCAAGAAAGGCGGCGGUGACCCCUCCAUGAAGAGCUGCCAGGCUGAGAAGUGCGCCGCUAAUCUCACCACCGCCAAGGCAUACCACCGCCGCCAUAAGGUCUGCGAGCACCACGCCAAGGCGCAGGUCGCCGUCGUCGCCGGAAUCCGCCAGCGCUUCUGCCAGCAAUGCAGCAGGUUCCACGAGCUAUCGGAAUUCGACGAUGCUAAGAGGAGCUGCCGGAGGCGGUUGGCUGGCCACAACGAGAGGAGGAGGAAGAACCCGGGCGACGGUUCUCAGGCAGAAGGGUCCACUAGCGGCCGAAUCAAGGGCGCCGGCGUGUGGGCAAGUGGAUGAUAGGGGAAGGAUUCAAAUGAGUGUCCAAGAAAAUUCAACCUACAAACAUUUCCAUGUCCCAUAAAUUCACCUAGCUCCCUCUCUUCUGUCAAUAAUCUAAUUAUAAGUAGCAUGUAUUAUUGAGCUGAUCUCGACCUUAAUUAUUUUAUAAUUAAUAAAUGAGGAUAAUGAAUAAAGUACGAGAUGUGUGCUGCUCAUUUUCUUA